GUUGGAUCAGCAUACCACCCCGGAGAUCUUCAGGACACCUCUUCAUGAGUUGGCCCUGUCUAUCAAGCUGCUGCGCUUGGGUCCCAUUGGUCCAUUCAUGGCCAAGGCUGUAGAACCGCCCCCUAUUGACGCUGUCAUAGAAGCUGAGGCUCUGCUCAAAGAAAUGCGAGCUCUAGAUUCCAAUGAUGAGCUGACUCCUCUUGGUAAAAUCCUGGCCAAACUUCCAAUCGAACCAAGGCUGGGCAAGAUGAUAAUCUAUGGCUGUCUCUUCUACUGUGGAGAUGCUGUAUGUACUAUAGCGGCCAGUACAACUUUCCCAGAGCCGUUCAUUACUCCCACAGACCGACGCAGAUUGGGUUGGGUCCACAAGUCCCUUGCUGGCAACAGGUGUAGUGACCAUGUGGCACUCCUUAACGCUUUCAAUCUGUGGGAGGAGGCCAGGGAAGUGUACAGGUGUAGUGACCUUGUGGCUCUCCUUAACGCUUUCAAUCUGUGGGAGGAGGCUAGGUGUAGUGACCAUGUGGUACUCCUUAACGCCUUAAAUUUGUGGGAGGAGGCCAGGUAUGUGUACAGGUGUAGUGACCUUGUGGCACUCCUUAACACUUCAAAUCUAUGGGAGGAGGCCAGGAGGCCAGGUAAGUGUACAGGCAGUACAACUUUCCCAGAGCCGUUCAUUACUCCCACAGACCGACGCAGAUUGGGUUGGGUCCACAAGUCCCUUGCUGGCAACAGGUGUAGUGACCAUGUGUCACUCCUUAACGCCUUAAAUUUGUGGGAGGAGGCCAGGAUGGGUGGAGAACAGAAUGAGAUCUAUUUCUGUGAACAGAAGUCUCUGUCUAUGCCUACACUCAGAAUGACCUCGGAGGCAAAGUGUCAGCUGCGAGAUAUCCUCAUCAACUCUGGAUUCCCAGAGGAAUGUCUACUACCUCAGGUGUACAACUAUAAUGGACCAGACAGCAACCUCGAUAUGGUGGUCACUCUACUGUGUAUGGGUCUGUACCCCAAUGUCUGCUUCCACAAGGACAAGAGGAAGGUACUGACCACAGAGAGUAGGGCUGCCCUAGUCCACAAGUCCUCCGUCAACUGUAACAACUUUGAGUGCAGGUUCCCAUCUCCCUACUUCAUCUUUGGAGAGAAGAUCCGGACACGAGCUGUGUCAUGCAAACAGAUGACAAUGGUAUCACCUCUCCAGCUACUGUUGUUUGCUUCUCGCUCAGUCACCUACCAUGAAGAUCUCAUAACUCUGGACAACUGGAUUAACCUUAAGAUGGCCUACAAUGCUGCAGCCAAGAUAGUGGCCCUGCGACCAGCCCUAGAGGCCAUGAUUGUGAGGACCACAUCAAACCCCGAGGGAGUAGGAACUCCUAGUCCCCAGGAAGAGUCACUGUUGUCUGUCAUCAGGGCACUCUCCAAGCCACGUGCAGGAAAAUUCGGCCAACAGGAUGAUAUGGGUCAACCUGGUGGACCAUCAUCAAAGUUUCAGCGAAUGGGUGGUGGAUUUGGUGGACGUGGAGGUGGAUUUGGAGGGCGCGGUGGAGGAUUUGGUGGUGGUGGUUUCAGGGGAGGAUUUCGGGGUCGAGGAGGUGGAGGAUAUGGAGGGGGUCGAGGAGGUGGCUAUAAAGGAGGGGGUGGAUAUGGCGGAUUCCGUGGUGGAGGUGGAUUCCGAGGCGGUCCCCGAGGAGGGGGAGGAUUUGGUGGAGGCGGAUUCAGAGGAGGAUUUUAAUGAUGAGUUUGAUAAACGAAGAUAUACAUAAGUCAAGUGUUAGUAUAGAGAGAAAGGAUGGGAAAGAUAUACAUGACAUUUUGUAGCGUCUGUAAUGCCACUUGGUGGUGACAUGUGUGAAGGCUGUUGUUCCUAAGUAAAAUCAUUAUAUUGCUUAAUCAUUAUUCAGAAAAAAGAAGAUUUUGUCUUUCAUACAGGUUUUAAUGGAGACACUGUAAACUAAAAUUCAUAGUUUGUAACAGAAAUUACAUUGUAAAUUUGUUGGCAUACUCGGUGGGAACAACUACUGCUUGGUAGUCAUUUGGGUAUACUGAAAAUGAUACUCUUUACCUCUGAUCAGAACAUUUAUGUAGAUGCCAUUCCUUAACUUGGAUAUUUUCAGUA
Mizuhopecten yessoensis (Yesso scallop) is the source of this 2107-nucleotide messenger RNA. RefSeq names its product ATP-dependent RNA helicase A-like protein. The annotation marks the transcript as partial. The record is from RefSeq and is a predicted model, not a curated record. Gene Ontology annotation, molecular function: 3'-5' DNA helicase activity; RNA binding. Lineage: Eukaryota; Metazoa; Mollusca; Bivalvia; Pectinida; Pectinidae. Gene Ontology annotation, biological process: positive regulation of transcription by RNA polymerase II; regulation of mRNA processing. Gene Ontology annotation, cellular component: ribonucleoprotein complex; intracellular anatomical structure; nucleolus. The transcript is spliced from 11 exons.